Molecule: messenger RNA, 1649 nt
Organism: Rhizophagus irregularis DAOM 181602=DAOM 197198
Lineage: Eukaryota; Fungi; Glomeromycota; Glomeromycetes; Glomerales; Glomeraceae
Molecular function (GO): acid phosphatase activity; ferric iron binding; ferrous iron binding
Source: RefSeq, a predicted model, not a curated record
UAACUCGGAUUACAAAAUUUUUGAACGUAACGAUAACGGUUACAUUGUUAUCUAAUAAUUCCAUGAACAAUAAAUACCUGAUAUUGUCCAUUUGCUGGUAAUGCCCGAUAUACCCGAAAAUUUUUAAUUAUAACCGAAUAUAGGAAUCAAUUUACAUUCUAAAGGGUCCAACGCGUUAUUUAUAUUACCUUAAAAAAAUUCAAUCUAGCUCUUUCAUUAAUUUUAAUUUGAAACUUAGUAAUUAAAUUCUGCUGGAUAGUUUCCGAUUUGAUGGUACAAAAAAAGAUUACAAAAUGGUUUAUCAAUCGCAAAAACAUUAACAUAAAUUUUCCAUUUUCAACUUUAAAUUAGUAAUUCUACCUAUUUUAAUAUCUACAAAUGUAAAAGUAUAAAAAGAUACUCGAUUUUGAUUCAAUGUUAAUUAGCCUAUUUCAUAUUGAAUUAAAAUGCGCUCAUACUUAUAUGUUACCCUUGCUAUAUUAUGCGUUGCUUUAUUAACGACCAACACAAAUGCUUUUAAAGGUGAUUUGGUUGAACCCCAUGAUAAACCUUAUGUUGAAAAAUAUAAGUCCGAUAAAUUGGAUUUUUUAACCUUUGGUGAUUGGGGUUACGAAGGGGUUGAACCAGGUCAAAUAUAUGGAAAUCAAAGUAAAGUAUCUAUUGCUAUGGAUGAUUGGGCUAAAAAUUAUACUAGUAAUUUUAUAAUUAAUACUGGUGACAAUUUUUAUAUUAGUUUUGAUGGAGAUCACGAAGGAGUUACAAGUGUGAAUGAUCCAAAAUGGAAUAGAAUCUGGAAAGGUGCAUAUAAAGGUAGAUUAGCUGAAAUUGUUUGGUACUCCGUAGCCGGAAAUCAUGAUUGGUAUGGAAAUAUCACAGCUCAAGUCGAUUAUAGUUUGAAUGAAGAUGAUCGUUUCUUCUUACCAUCAGCGUAUUAUGUUCGUGAAUCGUACUUUGGACCAAAAAAAACAAAAGUCACAUGGAUUCAUAUCGAUACAAAUAUUUUCUUCUAUGAACCUGAAGAUACCGAAGAUAGACCAAAAUUGAUAAAUCAACUUAUAGAAGUUGGAUGGGAUACUGUACAAACAAUUAAUGAUAAAUUAAAAUGGAUUGAAGAUAGAUUGAUUGAACAACAAGAUACGAAAUGGAUUUUUGUUGUUGGUCAUCAUCCUCUUAUUGGUAAAUGUGCAGAUAAAUAUUAUAUGGGGAGCUUGAGACCGCUUUUCGAGAAAUACCGUGUAACUGCUUAUUUCUCGGGUCAUACACAUAGUUUAGCAGUAGAAUCAGCAAAAGACGGUCAACCUGUUACGUAUUUCUUAACGGGUGCUGGUAGUAAAACAGAUCCACCAUGUGAAGGAAAUGAUUGGGGUGCACCAGAUGGUACAUUGGGAUUUUUACACACUACUCUAACAGAAGAUAAAUUCACUUAUGAAUUUGUUGAUGCUACUACGGCUAAUGAUCCUAAAGUAAUUUAUACAGGAUCUCUUACUCCUAGACCUUAAGCCUAUGUUAUAAUUACUUCUAUUUAUUAAUCAUAAUUAAAUUUAACCGCGAUCCUUAGAUUUCAUUAUGUAUCACAAUGUCAAUAAGAUCUAAAAUUAUACAAAACUAAUAACGUAAUAAUAUAAUAAAUAAUACUAUUUUUAUAAUCG